This is a messenger RNA of Oncorhynchus masou masou (cherry salmon), 3628 nucleotides long. Its product is annotated as transmembrane and coiled-coil domains protein 1-like. The coding region runs from base 155 to 1603 and encodes 482 amino acids. Gene Ontology annotation, cellular component: endomembrane system. NCBI's taxonomy places the organism in Eukaryota, Metazoa, Chordata, Actinopteri, Salmoniformes, Salmonidae. The record is from RefSeq and is a predicted model, not a curated record. The transcript is spliced from 5 exons.
GGGGGUGAGGAGCGUCGGGGAGAGGAGGAUAGUCAGGGUUUAGGUACACUAAAUCUGUAUACAUAAAUUAGGGGAGUUGGCGUGAGCAAGGGGCAAAGCUCCAGAGCGGGAUACAUGAAUGAAGGUGCCAGACCGACUGAGGGAAUAAGGGAACAUGGAUUGGGAACAAGUACUCCGAUUGGAGAAUGGCAAGAUUGAGCGGUUGGAGGUGAGUGGCUUAGCUCAGACCCCCCAGGCAGUGUCGUGUGGGGAGGAUGGGUCUUUCUCUGGGGGUGACGAUGGCACCCCGGACCCCCAGCGCACCAAGCAGGCCAUCGCUCAGCUGCAGCAGAAAAUCCUGAAGCUCACCGAGCAGAUCAAGAUUGAGCAGACGGCCAGAGACAACAACGUGGCCGAGUACCUCAAACUGGCCAACAACGCUGACAAGCAGCAGAGUGCCCGCAUCAAACAGGUGUUUGAGAAGAAGAAUCAGAAGUCAGCCCAGACCAUCCAGCAGCUGCAGAGGAAGCUGGAACACUACCACCGCAAGCUGAGGGAGGUGGAGCACAACGGCAUCCCUCACCAGUCCAAGGACGUCCUCAGGGACAUGCAGCAAGGACUAAAGGGUGUGGGGGCAAAGGUCACAGGCUUCAGCGAAGGUGUGGUGGACAGUGUCAAGGGAGGCCUCACCAGCUUCUCCCAGGCCACGCACUCUGCUGCCGCCGGAGUCGUCUCCAAGCCCCGAGAGAUCGCCUCGCUGUUCCGCAACAAGUUUGGCAGCGCCGACAACAUCCCCGGGCUGAAGGACUCCUUGGAUGACCCGUCAUGUGUUGAGGAGGGUUUGAUGGGGGCUGGGGGGAGGUCUCUGGGCCUCGCAGGCCACCACCACCUGCAGUCCAGUCCCAAGUACGGUAGCGAGGAUGACUGCUCCAGCGCUACCUCAGGGUCGGCAGGGGCCAACAGCACGACUGGGGCCCCCGGAGGGCCCCCCAGCUCCAUGGGGAACACCCUGGAGAGGAGCCAGAGCUCCAGCCUGGACAUGCUGCUGCAGGAAGUGCAGGAGCUGAGGGAAGGCCAGGGGAGACAAGAGGAGAGUCUGGAGGUACUUAAGAGCCACUAUCAGAAGAACUACACUGUCAUCAUGCAGACUCUACAGGAGGAACGAUUCAGGUGUGAGCGUCUGGAGGAGCAGCUGAAUGAUCUGACAGAGCUUCAUCAGAAUGAGAUCCUAAACCUGAAGCAGGAGCUGGCCAGCAUGGAGGAGAAGAUAGCCUACCAGUCCUACGAGAGAGCCAGAGACUCACAGGAAGCCCUGGAGGCGUGUCAGACACGUAUCUCUAAGAUGGAGUUGCAGCAGCAACAGCAGCAGGUGGUCCAGCUAGAGGGCUUAGAAAAUGCCACGGCCCGGACACUGUUGGGGAAGCUCAUCAACGUCCUCCUGGCCCUCAUGGCCGUGCUCCUGGUGUUUGUCUCCACCAUAGCCAACUGUGUGAUCCCCCUGAUGAAGACCCGCUCCCGGUCCUUCUCCACCCUCCUCCUCAUACUGCUCUUCGCCUUCAUCUGGAGGAACUGGGACGCGCUGUCGGGCUGCUGCACGCACCGCGCCCUGCAGCCACCCAGAUGACCACAUGGAGAGGUGUGGUUCUAUGACUAUGCAUGGGGGUGGAGCUCUGUCCACACACACACACAAGAAGCAGGAUCGGCCUAACUGCCAAUGGGAUGUGGUGUUUGUGUUGACGGACACCGAGGAAUGAGCCUAUCUGUUGAGCUCAGUGAGGUGGGACUGAGGAGAAAGUCAGGGAAGGAGGGAAGAUGAGAAUACCACUCAAUUCUGACAUUCAUUUAGGAAGAAUGAGACUUUGUUUACAUUUUUGGAGAUCAGAAAUAUUUUUUUUUCUUUCACAGGAUGCAUCCUGAUACUGUUUUAUUUCCUAGGAAUAAAUCAAGUAUAUUAUUGUCGUUAUUAUUAUUUCUAAUAUUAUUCUUUUUAUUUUAAUUUUUCUUAUUCAGUACCAUGUAGCGUUAAGCUCCUCCCACUCUGCACAAAGAGGAGCUGUCAGGAAACUGAUUGGAAGUUCACCUCAGGCUCAGGCCCUCUGCAGAGAAAUGCUAUUCUGAUUGUCUGCCUUUCAGGAAGAAAGUGCUCUACCUGGCUGUUAUGGGUAGAAUAUAAAAAGAUGAAUGAAUGCCCUCGCACUUUUCCCCACGCGAUGGCUUGAUUCUGAGAUCAGAAGGAACCUUUCUACCGAGGACUUUUUGUUUCCCGGACAAUACUUUGAGUGUCACGCCUAGAGACUCCUCGUGCUUCCGUACAUCCUUUUCAAUUAAGAUAGGUGAUAUCAUGAAUGAUAAUGACUUCUAGAGUGUGGCAACAGCUUAGACAAGAGGGAGGGUUUAACAGUUAGUGCCAUUCGCCACAGAGCCACCAGAGACCAAAGGUACAAAUAAGGCCACUUUGCAGGAAAUGUGGAGUUGCCAUGAUACUGCUUUUUACUGGUGCCCACCCAUUGUGUCAGCUGAAGUCCAUGUUGAAAAGGAAUGCUGCUUUUGCCAGACAAAGACAACUGUAUCCACUGCCAUGCUACUGUUGUUCGAUGCGCUGCCUGUAUCACGAAUGUGACUCUCUCCAUCACUUACAGUUCUCUCUCUCCCUUUCACUCUCUUUUUAUCCCCAUGUUUCCACCAAUAUUCAUUCUGUCCUAUGUGCCAAAACUCUCCCGUUGCACCUGGUUAAUAAAUAGGGAGGUUUUUAUGUUCUUUCUUUCUUUGGUAUGUAAAGAGAAAAGACCCAGCGCAGGUCAUAUAGCCUUGUGGGGAAUAGAGGCAAAAUGUCAAUUACACCCUAUUCCCUUUAUAGUGGGAACACUUUCACUGUGUAUAAUAGAGAAUAAUGUGCCAUUUGUGAUACAAAACAUACAGUUCUCUUCGAUGAUCAGCCAAUUGUACAUACGGCCUACUUGUAUGUCUCACCUUGGAUUUGAGGUGUAUGACAAAUAAUAUUAGCCUGGUUCCCAGAUCUGUUUGUGCUUUAUUAGCCAACUCCUCUGAUUCAUGGUCAUGACAUUGCAGAAGAAUUGACUAAACAAAGCAUACACUGAUAUGGGACCAGGCUAGAAUAUACCUUCUUAACAAGGCCACUUCUGCUAAUGAUCUGAUGUGUGUUUCCUAAUCUGGGUCCUUGAUUACUGUUGAAUAAUGCUGGCUCUCAAUCCAUUUUAUCCUCCCAUUCAUCUGUUCAAGGUCCUUCAGUCGACCUAGCUGACAUGAAUGAGUCCAUCUGAAGUCCACUCUGCAGCUCCAUUAGGAGCUUGUUUGAAGAUAAUAACCGAUAUUGGGAAUUGCGUUCUGGGACAAGGAUGGAGGAACACUACAUUUCUUCCUAUACAUAGCCCUCUCUGGCGGCUUAGGCCUAUGUUCAGGAUCAUUGAACAUAUUUAAACAAGAAACUGCACUGAAUUUGUGUCUUGAUCUUGUGUCUUGAUCUUGAACUUGCCACAGGUGAAUGGCUCCUGAGUUUACUUCUGACUUUGGUGUGACCUUGCCGUGUCCUCUCUGGUGUUUGGUGGGGUAGGUUUGUGUGCUAAACCACUCGAGUGCCUUCUGAUGUCCUUUUCUAAGUGUGGGACAAUAAAAGUGAAUUCCUGAUUAA